Messenger RNA from Humulus lupulus (European hop), 3326 nucleotides. Its product is annotated as CRM-domain containing factor CFM3, chloroplastic/mitochondrial. Gene Ontology annotation, biological process: RNA splicing, via transesterification reactions. Bases 85 to 2937 code for a protein of 950 amino acids. Lineage: Eukaryota; Viridiplantae; Streptophyta; Magnoliopsida; Rosales; Cannabaceae. Gene Ontology annotation, molecular function: mRNA binding. The transcript is spliced from 11 exons. The record is from RefSeq and is a predicted model, not a curated record.
ACCCAAAAGCAAUGGUUGUGGACUCGACCCAAUAAGAUUGUUAGCUUUAAGGGAGGCAAGGGGAGGAUAUCUAUCGCCAUUACCAUGGCGCUCUCACCGUUUUCACCGAAUCCAUCUACUUCUUUGUCUUUGUCUUCGUCGUCGUCAUCAUCAUGCAAUUUCAUUGAAACUCAGUCACUGCAUCUUCUACUUCUCCAGUCCCAAACUCACUCCGUUGCUUACAGAGCUUUAAAGUUCAGAACUUGUUGUGCUCAGCAGGUUGUCCAAGUUGACACCUUGCAGCAACCCGAACGAAUCAAAGUGGCGUUUGAGACCAAGAAGCAGCGGAAAAAGAGGAAGCCCAGGCCAAGCUUUUUAGAGCAAAUUCAGUAUAAAUGGUCUGCGAAACCUGGGUCACUGAGAGAGAAAUUUCCAUGGCAAGAACAGAAGGAAGAAGAACAAGAACAAGAAGAAGCAAAGGAAGAGGAUAAGGAGAACGGAAGCAAGGAAUUUACUGAUGCCUAUGUAAUUGAGACGGAAAAUAAACCAUCGUUGAGUGGCUCAGUGAAUUUUGUUUCGCCGAGUAGUGUGAUUUCGGCUCCUUGGGAUCAUGGAAAGAAGCCCGUAAAACGCGAGGUUAAGCCUGAGACUGAAAUUCCACAAAAUGUUGAAGAGUUUAAUGGACUUAACCAUAAUGGUGCUAAGAAACCCAGUAGCAUAUUGCAAAGAGAAUUUCUAUACGGCAAUAAUGGUGUUAAGAAACCCAGUAGCACAAUUCAGAGAGAAUUUCAAUCAACAAGUGAUGGGAUUUCAAAGGAGGAAAGGACGGUUUCAAUGGAUGUUAAUGGUUUUUCAUUGGAUGAAACUCCUUCUGGGAGUGGAGAGAAUGUGAAUUUGGCUGACUCUGAUUAUGAUUCUGAUGAUUCGGAGUCGGAAUUGGGGGAAGGAGAAAAGGUGACUAGGAGGAGGAGUAACACGGUAAUGGCGGAGAAAAUGCUUCCCGAACACGAACUUAAGAGGCUCAGAAACGUUUCUUUGAGAAUGCUGGAGAGGACAAAGGUGGGUGCUGCAGGUAUAACACAAGCCUUGGUGGAUGCCAUUCAUGACAAGUGGAAGUUGGAUGAAGUGGUGAAGUUGAAGUUUCAAGAGCCUCUAUCCAGUAACAUGAGAAGGACACAUAAGAUUUUAGAGACUAAAACUGGAGGUUUGAUUAUAUGGAGAUCAGGCAGUUCAGUAGUCUUGUAUAGGGGAAUGAACUACAAAUUUCGCUGUGUACAAUCAUAUACCAAACAAAUAAAGAUCGAAACACCCACGUUGCCAUACUUAGAAGAUGGUGUCACAAGAGAUGCCAUACACAAUAUACAAGAGAAGGAUUCUUCGGUUAGAACUAAGGAGUCUUCUUCUCCCAUUCCUGAGGAGCGUGUGAAGGGUCCACCUGAAGGGGAUAUCAAGAACUUGAAUGAUCUCAACCACUUAUUAGAUGAGCUAGGACCACGUUAUAUGGAUUGGUUAGGUCAAGAGCCGUUCCCUGUCGAUGCCGAUUUGCUACCUGCAGUGAUUCCUAACUAUAAGCCACCAUUCAGACUUCUCCCUUAUGGAGUAAAACUUGGUCUGCGAAACAGGGAGAUGACAGCAUUUCGUAGGAUUGCAAGAACAAUGCCUCCACAUUUUGCUUUAGGGAGAAACAGAGAACUACAAGGUUUGGCUCGGGCUAUUGUGAAGCUGUGGGAAAAGAGUGCCAUUGCUAAGAUAGCCAUCAAACGAGGUGUUCAAAACACAUGUAAUGAGAGGAUGGCGGAAGAACUCAAGUCCUGGAAGCUGCUGCUUCUGAGUAAUUCAUCACUGCUGAUUAUAAAGCAUUUUCAUUUUGAAUACUCAUUACAAGUGGACCAUGACUUGACAUUAACUGGCGGAACACUACUUUCUCGAAACAAAGAUUUUAUCGUCUUUUACAGGGGAAAUGACUUCUUGCCACCUGUUGUUACAGAUGCCUUGAAAGAGAGGAAAAAAUUAAGAGAUCUCCAGCAAGACAAGGAAGAACAGGCGCGAAAGAUGGCCCCAGCCUUCAUUGAGUUGAAAAGCAAAGUUUUGUCCGACCAAUUGGUUGCUGGAACCCUUGCAGAAUCAAAGGCAGCAAUUGCCCGCUGGGGUAAACAGCCAACCAAUGUAGACAUUAAAGAAAUGAUAAAAGAAUCAACUUUGGCAAGACGUGCAUCCAUACUCAGACAUCUUGAGAAGAGAUUAUCUCUUGCAAAAGGGAAGCUCAAAAUAGCUGAUAAAGCUUUAGCAAAGGUGCAGAAAAAUUUGGAUCCAUCCGAGCUUCCAGAUGACUUGGAGACCUUAACUGAUGAAGAGAGAUUUUUGUUCCGCAAGAUGGGUCUGAGCAUGAAACCUUUCCUGGUUCUGGGAAGGCGAGGAGUUUAUGAUGGUACCGUAGAGAACAUGCACUUACAUUGGAAAUAUCGAGAGUUGGUGAAAAUCUUUGUGAGAGGAAAGAGUUUAGCACAAGUAACGCACUUUGCUAUUUCAUUGGAAGCUGAGAGCAAAGGAUUGCUAGUAUCUAUAGAUAAAACUACAAAAGGGAUCGCAAUUAUUGUCUAUCGUGGGAAGAAUUAUCAAUCCCCUCUUAUUUUUAGACCUAAGAAUUUAUUGACCAGAAGGCAGGCAUUAGCUCAAUCAGUCGAACUGCAAAGACGAGAGGCACUGCGGCACUACAUCUCAGACUUGAUGGAGAGAAUUGAGUUGCUGAAGUCUGAAAUGGAGGAAGAAUCAAGAAAUGGGAAGAUGACUAAUGCUGAAGGCUCAUUGCAGAAAACAAUGGAGUAUUAUCUGUCAUCCAAAGAUGAAGAAACAGAGGAUGAUGAGGGGGAUGAACCAUAUCUUGAGAUGUAUGACAGUGCUGAUGAGGAUGAGGAUGACUACAAGGAACAUGAGGAAACUAGACAAAUCAACUUUUGAAUCAGAGUCCAUUGGAGGAGAUCUUCAAUCAACAGUAGUUAUCACUUAUUUGACUUGGGUUCUUGGCAUAAACGUUGUAUGGUGGAGAAGAAAGCUAAAGCCUAAAAUGCAGGCAGGCUCCAUUUAAGGAAGAGCUUUGAUCAGCAUCACCUUACUACAUGUUACAAACAUUAUUGGAUUAGAAAUUCAAUGGGCAUUCACGGUAGGAAAAUACCCGGAGCUAUGGGUUACAUCGAAGGAUACAGUGAGGUGAUUGCCUUUUAUGACUUUCGAUCUGAGCACACAGACAUGGUGAAACUAUCAGCCAAACUCAAAUUGAGCUGUGACUAGAAAUGUCUAGAAUGUAAUUCAAAACACUAUAUAAUAUAAUUAGCACUACCAUUGCACUA